UCAACCAUAUAAAAUUUUAUUUUAUUUUUUUAUUUUAAUCGUCGCAAAAUAUGUACUUUUAUAUAAAACUUGUAUGUUUAUUUGGUAUUUUCCUACUUAGAGCUUUAGCCAAAGAUAUAUCCUAUGAUGUCAAUUACAAUAUUAUAUUUGGGAAUCAACAUGUUGUAUCCUUCAACCAAGGAAGAGAACUUCAGAUUUCAAUGGACAAAUCUUCUGGAUCUGGCAUUGGAUCUAAGAAGAAUUAUGGUUCAGGCUCAUUUCACAUGAAAAUAAAACUACCAAACAAAGACUCAGCAGGAGUUGUUGUUGCUUUUUAUGCGCCUCAACUGAGUGGAGUCACGGGGUGUGUCAUAUAAGACAAAAGAUGUACAAUAUUUUAAUAUAUAUAUAUAAAAUAAACAUUAAUUUAGUUAAAAUGUGUCUGUGAGAUUUCGUUCA
Molecule: messenger RNA, 438 nt
Organism: Solanum pennellii
Lineage: Eukaryota; Viridiplantae; Streptophyta; Magnoliopsida; Solanales; Solanaceae
Product: xyloglucan endotransglucosylase/hydrolase protein 2
Exons: 3
Coding region: 51-356 (101 amino acids)
Biological process (GO): carbohydrate metabolic process
Molecular function (GO): hydrolase activity, hydrolyzing O-glycosyl compounds
Source: RefSeq, a predicted model, not a curated record